Messenger RNA from Symbiodinium necroappetens, 663 nucleotides. NCBI's taxonomy places the organism in Eukaryota, Dinophyceae, Suessiales, Symbiodiniaceae. The record is from the annotation of a GenBank genome assembly.
AUGGCAAAGCAGGUGCGAGUGAUGAGGGCCAUCGCCCUCCUGGCAGCAGCUCUCAUGGCUGCUUCCAUUGCCAGCGCCUUCGUGGGUGUGCAGGCCCCCGCUCCGCGAGUGCAGACGCAGCUCCGUGCCGGUGGGGAGUACACCGGCUUUGUGCCGGACUUGCAGCGCCGUCAGCUGAUGAACUUCGUGCUGGUGACCACCGCCGGCAUCCCGGUGCUGGUGGCCUUGGGCUGCUACCUCUGGUACUUCGUGCCACCGGUGGCCGGCGGUGGCAGCGGUGCGACGCUGGCUGGUGACCAGGAGGGCAACCCCAUCACCUUGGAGAGCUGGGUGAAGUCGCACAAGGAGAACGAUCGCGAGUUGGUCCAGGGCCUGAAGGGCGAGCCGUACUACCUCAUCUCUACUGCGGACAACAUCAAGGACUUUGCCCUCCUGUCCGUCUGCACCCAUCUGGGCUGCGUGGUGCCCUGGAGCAAGAGUAACAACAAGUUCUGCUGCCCCUGCCACGGCUCGCAGUACGAUGAGAACGGCAAGGUGGUCCGAGGCCCGGCCCCGCUCUCCCUGGCGCUCGCCCACACAACCACCCAGGACGGCAAGCUGGCCCUUACCCCUUGGCCUGAGAAGGACUUCCGCACCGACCUGGACCCAUGGUGGAAGGUCUGA